AUGAAGUCGUGCAGCAUUGCGCCGCCUUCUCUCGCGCUGUGUAAACAGACAGCUAUCGCUACCGCUCCCACCCAUGCUCUUAUUGUUAUUACUCUUAUUAUUUUCAUGUCUGCGUAUCGAGUAAAACUGUUGACGCUGAUUGAGUUUAUAUUGCGAAUCAUAGCAGCAAUCAUUGCUGGUAUUGCUUUCAUCCCCGCUAUCAUGUAAGCUGGAACUGAUGUAAUCUUCAUCAUUGUCGCUGCUACUACUGCUAAUGUUAUCGUUGCUUUCAUUGAAGUCGUAUUUUGUUAAGAUUCGAUCUACCAUUAAGAUUGGAUCCUUGGGGAUCCGUUCAGGAUAGCAACGUUCUGCGGAGGUGGUAUCUUCGUACACAACGGAGUCUAAAUUUUGCAUUUGUAAGGGCUUAAUAUGAGAAAAUGAG
Molecule: messenger RNA, 421 nt
Organism: Lobosporangium transversale
Lineage: Eukaryota; Fungi; Mortierellomycota; Mortierellomycetes; Mortierellales; Mortierellaceae
Exons: 1
Coding region: 1-207 (68 amino acids)
Source: RefSeq, a predicted model, not a curated record